Rhinocladiella mackenziei CBS 650.93 is the source of this 897-nucleotide messenger RNA. RefSeq lists its product as uncharacterized. Lineage: Eukaryota; Fungi; Ascomycota; Eurotiomycetes; Chaetothyriales; Herpotrichiellaceae. Gene Ontology annotation, cellular component: endoplasmic reticulum membrane. The transcript is spliced from 3 exons. The record is from RefSeq and is a predicted model, not a curated record. Gene Ontology annotation, biological process: (1->6)-beta-D-glucan biosynthetic process; fungal-type cell wall biogenesis. Bases 1 to 897 code for a protein of 298 amino acids.
AUGCAUUUACUCAGGCUGUGCGCUUUGGCGCUCGCAGCUGAAUGCGCCUAUGGCUACCUCGACACCACACCUUUCUUCAUGUUCUCUACCUCUGAACUGCUCCUCUCCAUCUCCCCUCUUCAACCCGCUCCUGUUAUCGUCGCGGACGUCGUUCUCUCCCUCUCCCAAUGUCCCUCCGACUUCUACAUCCUCGUUUCCCAGCAGGGCGUCAGCGGCCGAGACUACGAAUGCAAAAAGAAUACACCUGUCCUGGCGAAGGCAUUAUCGGACGCACAAUUCAGGCCCGGCAUUCGAAGUAGCUUCACUAUUGCAGAUGUCUACGGUGACAUCGACCCCUCCAGCUGGACUGAGGUUCUUGAGACAAAAUGUGGCGUAAAAAUCACCGAGAUCGAUGCUUCAAAGGACUCCGUUCCAACAACACUUACUCCUGCCCCUCGAUUGGUCAAAGUCACACUGCCUGCUCCAUCGUCGGAGUCAAGGGCCAAGGACCUCGCUGCCAACGACGCUUUCUUCGCAUCGAUCCUUGACGCACUUUCCCCGCAUAACUACACGGUGCUUUACACGACAACACGGGCCCAUGAAGGCUGGUUUGUCGCUACCGAGUUUGAAGAAUCUGAAUAUGACAUGGAGUCACCGAUCCAGGAGGCUCUGCACAUGGAUUUGAAAAGAGAUCUAGGUGUGCGUGCCGUAAACCAGACAGGCAAUCAAACCAUAAUUGAUGGUCCAUUAUUUGACAAGUAUCAGUUCUUCACGCCCGGUAUUUUCAUGGGAUUCCUUGUUGGUAUCCUGCUCCUGUCGAUUCUUUACGUCGGCAUUUCUGCCGUCGCCUCCCUCCAAGUCACGUAUGCGGCUUUCGAUAAGGACACUGGUCCGCUUGCGGGCAAGAAACAGCAAUAA